Messenger RNA from Gadus morhua (Atlantic cod), 3219 nucleotides. Its product is annotated as protein enabled homolog. The record is from RefSeq and is a predicted model, not a curated record. The transcript is spliced from 9 exons. Gene Ontology annotation, molecular function: SH3 domain binding; profilin binding. Bases 157 to 654 code for a protein of 165 amino acids. Gene Ontology annotation, biological process: axon guidance; actin polymerization-dependent cell motility; actin polymerization or depolymerization. Lineage: Eukaryota; Metazoa; Chordata; Actinopteri; Gadiformes; Gadidae.
GGACAUCCGGCCCCGCCCCCGGCCCCGCCCCUCCCCCCGGGUCUGUUCGCCCCCUCGGAGGACCGCCCCCUCUCCGGCCUGGCCGCCGCCCUCGCCGGAGCCAAGCUGCGCAAGGUGUCCCGGGGAGAGGAUGCAGGGGCGGCUCUGGCUGCAGCGAUGGCGGGGGCCCUUGGGGGGAAACCGGAGGCCCGGGGGAACGGGCCUCUGCCUGGGGGAGGCGGCCUCAUGGAGGAGAUGAGCGCCCUGCUGGCCAGGAGAAGGAGGAUUGCAGACAAGGGCUCCUCUCCUGAACCAGAACAGAGAUCAGAGGAUGGUGAUGUCAACACAACCCCUAAAGUUUCGGCCUGUAGCACGCCAGACAUGCCGAGGAAGCCAUGGGAGAGGGCCAACACCAUGAACGGUAGCAAGUCUCCGGUGAUAGGAAGAAGAGAGUCUCCGUGGAGGAAUGCCAUGUCUGCAGACCCCUCCAGCAGGCCUAGGUCUACUCCUCCCCCGACUGGAUCUCUUAGUGCCAACGGAGUGUCGGCCGAACCGCUCGACUACGACCGCUUGAAACAGGACAUUCUGGAUGAGAUGAGGAAGGAGCUGUCAAAACUAAAAGAAGAGCUCAUUGAUGCGAUCCGAGAGGAGCUGGGGAAGUCCAGCACGGCGUAGAGGCGUGACAACUUCCUGUUCCAACACAUCUACUUCCUGUUGAGCUGGCAUCGAACCCAGACCCCUCGGAGCGACAGCGACCACCACCACCACCACCACCGCGGGGGUUACCAUGACAACAGAUCAACCAAUCAGGAGGACAGUGAUGUCUUUAUGCAAGAUGGCGUCUCUGUGCAGGGGGGUGGGGGAGACGGACAGACCCCCCCCCGAGGAUACUGUUGAACGAGUCUGUUUCCCAUAAUGCCAUAGGGUAGCGAGCGUGUGUGUGAGUAUGUGUGUGCGUGAGUGUGAGAGUGAAGGGGGGGUGGGGGUGUCUGUCCACACCUACAGGACUCUGAUAACUCUGUCUUCCUUCAACAAUAUUUUAAUCUCAAUAUGUACAAAAGAGAGUAAAAACAAAACUAUUUAGAAAAAAAAAAGUGUAAAUCUAUAAACCAACCAUGUUUGUGUUGACGUGUAGAAGCGAGGCCGGUAUGAAGUAGCUAAUCACUCUCCGCGGGUCACUUCACGGUCCCGCCUCUCUUUCUCUCUCUCUGUGACCUCACGGCCUUCUGUCAGACAGGAAGUCCCUCCCUCCUGCCCUCCGUGUCGCCCCGUGGCGAGGACUCACGCCGCCGUAGCUUUCUACCAAACCUUUCAUCAACAAGUGCUGAUUUCUAACCGUUAGCGUGCUAAGCCUCCGCGGCCGGCCACGUAGAUCGAGUUAUUUGAGCUUUUACCGUGUGCAAAGCGACUUAAAACGCGCGUCUUAAUUUGAACUUUGAACCAGCUCUCUGGCGCCCCCAAGCUGUGCACGUGGGAUUGUUUGUUUUUUAUUAUAGAACUACGGUGAAAGACGUCAAACUGCCAAGACAUGAGGCCCAUCUAGGACAGUUUAUCACGAGCAAUAAGUGUAGCAUGAGUCUAAACAUCUCCACACGUCCCCUCCAACACCCCCCACCCCCCAGAGAGAGACUAAAUACCUAUCCUCUAAAAAUUUGCAGAAAAUGUUUGUCUUUUUUUUUCUUUGGUUUAAUAUUUAACUUCCUAAAUAUAAACCCCUUUUUAAACCCUUCUCAUUUCAUGCAUUUUUUUGUUCCUAUGAAAAUCCGGAUGCUGAUGUGUGUGUCAGCCAUGUGUGACCCCAUAGGAGUCCAGGGGUAAAGAACCUGUGUGUCAGCCAUGUGUGACCCCAUAGGAGUCCAGGGGUAAAGAACCUGUGUGUCAGCCAUGUGUGACCCCAUAGGAGUCCAGGGGUAAAGAACCUGUGUGGAGACGGGACUGGGCCCAUGCCACCGCCACUGGGCCGCAUCAUGUAUUGUUUCUUUUUACUUUUAUUCUGCCUUCUCCUGUCAUCAAAACCUAAUAACGAUAUGCCUGAGAAGUGUUGGUUGGUUCUGAAGUGUUUAAGGUCGGAGGUCAUAGGUCAGAGUAGGUACAAUCAUCAGAAAGAGUCUAGUCGACACCAUGACCUCGGCUGUAAGGUACCAGAGAUAUACACGGUACCAGAAAUAAAGUACACAAGGUACCAAAAAUAAUGUGUACAAGGUACCAGAAAUAAAGUAUGUAAGGUACCAGUAAUACCGUAGGCUAUGUAAGGUAGCAAACAAAACACACAAAGUACCAUUGAUAAUGAGGUGCUCUGGUAUUUAUUAUGCGGCCUUCGGUCAGAGGAGGUUGUUGAAGGGAAAGGAGGGGAGGCGUACACUCAGGAGAGAAGGGGUACACUCUCAGGAGAGAAGGGGUACACUCAGGAGAGAAGGGGUACACUCAGGAGAGAAGGGGUACACUCUCAGGAGAGAAGGGGUGCACCUUAAGAAGAGAAGGGGUACACUCUCAGGAGAGAAGGGGUACACUCAGGAGAGAAGAGGUACACUCUCAGAAGAGAAGGGGUACACUCUGAGAAGAGAAGGGGUACACUCUCAGAAGAGAAGGGGUACACUCUGAGAAGAGAAGGGGUACGGAGACCAGAGGAUCCGAAUCACUCCACAAAGUCGCCUUUUUUUUUUCUUUGUCUGUUUUACCUGCUAUAUCGGGGUCCCCACUGGGAAAGUAUAUGGUUUUCACAUGGUUUCCUCUAUCUGUGAUACGAGAUGGUUUGUGCCUUGUUCUGAAGUCUAACAUGUUGAAGAUUUAAAUGACUAAUGUUGAUAUAGGGACACAUUAUCUUUGUUGUUUCAUUGUCCACUAUUUUCCCCGCCUCUGCAUCACCUUCCUGCUUUUAUAUAGUUCAUUUAUUUAUGUAAAACGGCGACUUUGCGUACUGUUUGACGUUGGGGAGUUGAAACCGGGGGGACCACUUUGAAAGCUAGCAGGCUUGUUCGGACCCUGCUACAAACCCUGGGUGCCUCUGAACCCUGAACCCUAUCGGACAUCAAACCCUCCUCCUAGAGAGCAGACCAACACCUCGGAUUAUUAUGGGAUGCGGACGGCGUCGGCAGAAUCCACGGGAGCGUUUGCAGUCAGAAGACGAUGUAAUCAUCCACAUUGUAGGCUACCAUACUGUUGUCAUGUUACCUAGAAUUUUCUUACAUGCUAACAUAUUGUUUUGUUUGAAUAAAAAAAUAAAAAAAUGCAAUACACGAA